AUGGGGGACGAUCCGGAAAGGCUAUAUCGGUUUGACGGAGUUGCUCAUAUAGCCGGGGUCAUCAACGACGAGAUUCUGUUAGUGCCACAACGAUGCAUCAGGAGCAUGUGGCAGCAGCAGGGCAUGCGACUCGAUGAGCGAUGGUUCCAGUUAGAUGAGCCCCUUGUUAGUGCCUUCGUUGAGCGGUGGCGUCCGGAGACGCACACCUUCCAUAUGUCGUUCGGAGAGUCCACGAUCACACUUCAGGACGUGGCGUAUCAGUUGGGGUUGCCAGUGGACGGGCGUUAUGUCAGCAGUUGCCUUAUAGAUUUCCAGAUAUACAUCCAGGGUGACCGUCCAGCUUGGGCAUGGUUCCAGGAGUUGCUUGGAGUGAUUCCUCCUCCGAGCCAAGUUCAGAAGUUUGCAGUAAACUGCACCUGGUUCCAGGAGACUUUUGGAGAGUGCCCCGAGGCAGCCGAUGAGGAGACUGUGCGGCGCUUUGCUCGUGCCUAUAUCAUGAUGUUGUUGGGCACUUAG
Arachis ipaensis is the source of this 516-nucleotide messenger RNA. The record is from RefSeq and is a predicted model, not a curated record. Lineage: Eukaryota; Viridiplantae; Streptophyta; Magnoliopsida; Fabales; Fabaceae.